GCUUCGGCUGCCGGUACGUGCGUAUUGUGGUGUUUUGUGGCGUUACGCCGCGUUCUCGGUCGCGGGUGUGCGUGCUCUGUUUCGUGAGAGAAAAGGAUUUGCGGUGAGGAGGCUUACCAUUGGGAAUCAGUCGGGUGGGCGAGAAACGUGAGACGCGAAAUAACGUGAGCCGGGAGCAGUCAUGCGGCGAAACGUCAAGAUCGCAUUGCUCGUGUCAUGCGCGUGGAUGUUCGCCUUUGUUUACUACUACCACACGUCCAGAGAUACCAAGCAGAACGAAAAUAGAGCCCUACGGCUGAAAGAACCCGCGUCCCUGGCACUGUCCGCCGGCGGAAAUUCCGGCGGCUACGUCGAUCCAGACGACACGGCCAUUGUAAUGUCAUCCGAGCUGCUGCUAGCGCCGACCCCGGAUCCGAGAGUGACGUGGAAUUACUUCGACGAGCAGGGGUAUGUUUCGAGAGGCGGCUUGCGAGCGGGCGAGGACCCAUACGCGAGGAAUAAAUUCAAUCAGGAAGCCUCCGACGGUCUUCCGAGCAAUCGUGACAUACCCGAUACACGCAGCGCCAUGUGUAGGAUGAAACAAUGGAGACAGGAUCUGCCACCGACUUCCGUUAUAAUUACUUUCCACAAUGAAGCGCGGUCUACGCUACUCAGAACCGUCGUCAGUGUGCUGAAUAGAAGCCCCGAACAUCUGAUCAAGGAAAUCAUUUUAGUGGAUGAUUUCAGCGACCAUCCCGAGGAUGGCGAAGAGUUAUCGCGAAUCCACAAGGUCCGCGUAAUCAGAAACGAGAAGAGGGAGGGUUUGAUGAGAUCGCGUGUUCGCGGCGCGGAUGCAGCUACUGCGAGUGUACUGACAUUUUUGGACUCGCACUGCGAGUGCAACGCGGACUGGCUCGAACCUCUCUUAGAAAGAGUGACCGAAGAUCCAUCGAGGGUGGUGUGUCCUGUAAUCGAUGUAAUCAGCAUGGAUACUUUCCAAUAUAUCGGAGCUUCCGCUGAUCUCAGAGGUGGUUUCGAUUGGAGUUUGGUCUUUAAAUGGGAGUAUCUCAGUCAGGCAGAACGACAAGCGAGACAAAAGGACCCGACACAAGCCAUUAGGACCCCUAUGAUUGCCGGCGGACUGUUUGUCAUCAACAAAGCGUACUUUGAAAAACUCGGCAAAUACGAUACUCAGAUGGACGUUUGGGGCGGUGAAAAUCUCGAAAUAUCGUUCCGCGUGUGGCAAUGCGGUGGCAGCUUGGAGAUUAUCCCUUGCUCACGUGUGGGCCAUGUAUUCCGUAAACGUCAUCCUUACUCGUUCCCUGGAGGCAGCGGAAACGUGUUCGCUCGAAACACGAGGCGCGCCGCCGAAGUAUGGAUGGACAACUACAAGCAGUUCUACUACAACGCCGUGCCGCUGGCACGAAACAUCCCUUACGGAAAUAUUCAAGAUAGGAUGGAGCUGAAACGUAAACUACAUUGCAAGCCUUUCAGUUGGUAUCUGAAAAAUGUGUAUCCCGAACUAGUUAUACCUACGAGCGAGGGUGGUCCAGGAGGAUCUCUGAAACAGGGCACCGCCUGUUUGGACAGCAUGGGCCACCUUCUCGACGGGAACGUGGGUCUUUAUCCUUGUCACGACACCGGCGGUAACCAGGAGUGGGGUCUCACAAAGGACGGCCUAAUCAAGCACCACGAUCUCUGCCUGACUCUGCCGGUGUACGCCAAGGGUACGACGCUGCUGAUGCAGAUCUGCGACGGCAGCGAGAAUCAGAAGUGGCGGCACUUGGAAGGCGGCCUGAUACGCCACACCAGGAUCCCCGUGUGCGUGGAUUCGCGAUAUCACGCGCAGCGCGGCAUCACGGCGGAGAAGUGCGACUCGAAUGCGGAAACGCAGAGGUGGCAUCUCUACAACCACAAUCACUAGCUGAUAUGGUUGCGGUGAACGCACUAUUUAGUCGCGGACUCUCAUUCAUCGCCACGACGCGUUACGACGCGAUCACAGUCACUCUAUAACGAGGUCAACCGCGUCAGGAGCACUUUAUUUAAUUAAGGACUGGCUGCCCGCGCGCGCGACCAGACAGAUCGAUUCGGGCGGAUUACUUAUCGUAGACUAGCGUAUCUUCGUGCUAUAACCGUGGGCUCUUCACGAUCGCCCAGAUGGUAUUGAUGAAGAGCUGAGUCUUGUAUACCACGCUGACUCGCAAGUUCGCGAUGCAGCUUAUAAAGAUGAGGAUAUAUUGAAUGGAAAAGAAAUUUAGAAAAUUCUCUAAUAAUGUUACUGCAUAGGUAACACAUAAAGCAGAAUAAUUUCAUAACAGAGAGUGAAAAAGGUUUUAAGACUGCUUAACGAGAUUAAAUCAAUAAGCUUCAAUUUCGAUAUCCAUGGGAAUUGCAUCGCUUUUGAUCAUUUUCUUAGACACUAAGAAGAGACACUAGAGAGAUCAUCCUUCUUUUACAAUAUACGAAAAGUUAACUUUAUGAUAGAUUGAAGUCUCGCAAUCGAUGUGAUAAGUAUAAAAUUAUUUAUAAGAAAUUGAUAUGAAAAACGUGAGGUGUGUGUGUGUGUGCGAACAAUGAUAAUAUGAAAGUUGCAUACAUCGAUUUGAUGCUGCAAUCAGAAGCACACUAGUUGCAGAUACAUUUCAAAUCGAGUAAAAAUAAUAUUAUUGCGAUGAGAACAAUUCUUAAUACUUUUAGCCUCGAAGAAAGCGUCAGUAUGACACGGAAAUCCCUUAUUUUGGGGGUUCUAAGUAUUAUAUACGAGAUGUAUAUUAAUAUUAAAAAACUAUUGAAAUGAAUAUGCGAUAAAAUAUUCAUGCAUUUUUAUGAUGGCAUGAAGUCGAGGAACUGAUACCUUUGAAGAAUAUAUUACUUAAAGGUUGAUUUAUAGUAUUGCGCACAUGCAUUUAAUUCUUUAAUUCACAGUUUCGUCUAUAAAGACUCAAGAUUUACAUAAAUGUCAAAGAAUUUUUCAAAAAUUCGCUCUAAAAAAAUUAUGUAAAUUUUGAGAUAAUAAAUUAAGGCAUUAAAAUGAAUUGAAGAGUUAAAUUAAAACCAAUUAGUCUAUAAGGGAUGAUAAUAUUAAUGGAACAUAAUAUACUAGAAUCAUCACCGAGAGAUCGAUAAAAAAGAAAGCAAAAAUCAAGGAAAAUCAAAUUAUCUUUUUUUUUAUUCUAUAUAAUCAGAAUUGAAACAAGAUAAAAAGAUAGAUUAGAGCUCCAAAAAUCUAAAAUAUAAUUACGAAAAUCAAUUGAUUUUGUGAUGCAAACUGAAUUUACGAUAUUUCUACUCAUCAUAAACGCAGAUUUAGUGAAGGCCGAUAAUUAAGUCAUUUUUAGUACGGGUAUGUACUUGAGUGUUCAAUCGGCGAGCAGCUCAUUUUUUGUUAUGUAUACGUAUAUUUACUAAUGUGUAAAUUUUUUUAAAUGAAGAAUGCCAAAGUUUUUGCACUUGGCGUUAGUUUGUGUUGUAGAUAAUUAAUAGUUUUAUCACACAAACACCAUGUUGAUAUUACGCUUUUAAGCAAAUGACCACGGAGAAGCUUUUUGCUAAUUACACAAAAAGAAAAAGAAACAAAAAAUGAAUUAAAAAGUUCACACAAUAGAAUUUUGUAGAAUUGAAGAGUUUUGAAAGUUGUUGUUCUACAAUUGUGCACAAAUUCAAAAUUCCAUGAGGAAAUAUUUAUGCUGAUUUCAAUUUAUAUAAUUAUCACAAUUUAUACACAAUUUAUAUAUAAUUAAAAGUGUAUGGCACAAAAGCUUCUUAGUGACUGAUGUUGCUAUUUUUACGGGCCCAAAAUCAUGCUGGGUCCGCGCGCGUGCAGUGUGUAUGUUUUUUUAACGGAUCUUAAUAUACACUUCUAUAAUCAAACGACAAACGCGGCGAACAAAACGCUUUUUCAUUAAAAGCAUGAACACGAUUCGCAGAAAAGAGAUUUAUUUUUAUAACUAAUUAUAUAUUUACUUGGUUGUGCGAAUAGAUGACAAGUACGAGAUUAUCGGGAAUUGUUUGAACAUUAACAUAUUUUAACUCGGUAAUCCUGGAAGAAUAAAUACAUUAGAGAUAAUUGAAAUAUUUUAUUUAUACAGUUAAAUUUUGAAAUUUAAAGCAAAUAUUAAUUCUCAAGUUCUUUAACUUUUUCCUAAUUUUUUUUAUAUUAUGAAUAAUUUUAAUUUUACUGAAUGGCCACUUUACCUCUCCAAUCAGAUUCCUCAAAUUGUGUGAAAGUGAAAAAACUCUCAAGCAUUAAAUUAACUCUAAUUAAAUUGAUCUAAAACAAAACGCAGCACCGUGUGGAUCCAUUAUUCGCCUACAACGUGUUAAGUGAAUCAAAGUGAAAAUUAAUGUGACUAAUAGCAAUACAUAUUAGCAGAUCUUUUGUACACUUAUACUUUCCGACGAUAAUAUCUUACUGCCGUCGCUUCGCGCUAAGAUUAUUAAUAUCGCGAAGCGAGAUGAAUAUCAUAGACUUUUGUAUAAUACACAAGCAUCCAGGUUAUAUCCACGCUAGCUGCAGCAGUAAGCAUUUGCUAUAAAUAAAUUUUUUGAUAUCAAUAUUAUACGUAGACCGAUAAUACUUCAGUGUAGAUAUAUUACGCGAUCGAUUAAUUCGGCUGUGUCCUAAUUAAACGAAUGCGAUAAUUAAUGAAUAAUUUCAAGUUACUUCUGAAAAUCAAAAUAUUAAGAACAUCUCAGAUUUUAUUAUUUGAAUACCAUCUGUAAGUUGUCUUCCUUUAAUCAGGAUAUGGCUGGCAACGAUAUGUAGCGAGAUAGCAAAUAUGUACACAAGAUAUCUUACGUAUCGCGCUUCCUUUCGGCUCCAGAGAUUCUUUGAAGGAUUUCAACUGAGUCGACUUUCCUUUCUCGAGGUUGAAAGGGAGGUCUAAUUACGGCGUUAGUUAACAUUGGAAUUAAAGGAUUUUGCUGUAGCAAGCUUUAAGAGUGCACGUAGAUAAAGGAACUUUGUUUUCAGACUUCGCUCGAUGGAGAAAUAAUUUAAAGCUUAAUUAAUAAACAUAUUCUUAACUUUUAAUGUCAAAAUGGCUUUGCAAUUAAACUGUUACUCAUCUGGAUUACUUAAUAAAAUCGCGGAUAAAAGGAAGUGCGAGAAAUAGAGGAUACCGAAUAUUUGUAUAUGCACGCAUAUAGUGCAGGCUACUAAAAAGCUUGACUAUGUUUCACGCGACCCGAGAAACCGCUGCAUUGUAAAUAAUUAUACAUAUAUUUCAUUGAUUAUCUUCCUCCCGUCCUAAAAAUUCUGAAUAGCUUCUUUGCUAGCAGCGCAAAUACUUAUUCAUCGCUUUGCGUGCGUUUCCCACGUGAGUGAAAUCGCUACAACCAUGUUUGUGUAUCUGUAAAUAAAUAAAUAUAUUCGCAGUAUAAGCAUAGAUAUAUAAGCUAACGAAAAAUCAUACUUCCAAGAUUGGUAAAACUGUAAGAUAAUAGAUAACUCAAAUUUAAUCUUAAGAUAACUGGUAAUCAAUCAAUGUUAAUAUUCGUGUGUCCAGUAAUAUAAAAAUUUGUACUCGAGAAGCGGAAUUGUGGUGCAGUUAGAAUAAGAGCGAUGUACAUUGAAUGAGCAUUUACAUCCUUGUCACAUAUAUAUAUAUAUAAUGCGUUAGUCAGUCUGAUAUUUUGUCUGUCUGAGAGCAAUUUGGAUAAAACAAUCCAGCGCUAGUUCGGCAUCCGCUACUUUCAAAUUACAAUAAUUUUGCAUUAAGAUUUGAAAUAGCGAUUGUAUCGAAUCGUGCAAGGUAUUAGCAUAUUGAAGACUAUGUACUUAUAUCUCGGUUUAGAAAAUCAAAAAUAAGAAAGGAAUAUGAUCAAUAACAUUAGAAAUAUACUUUUACAACUUCAGAAAUAAAUAUGGAAUUUUGUUGAAAUUGUUUUAAAAUAUUCUGUAUUAUUUAGUAAAUGAAAAAUGUACAUAUGAAAUAUGAAUUUUAAGUAUAUUUGUCUUCAAAAUGUUAAGCAUUAAAUUUCCUCUGCUCUAUAUUUUGCAAAUGUAAAAUAAUUAUAGAAUAUAAAUAUAUGUUAAGAAUGCGAU
Linepithema humile (Argentine ant) is the source of this 6025-nucleotide messenger RNA. It is a transcript of the gene Pgant2, whose product is annotated as polypeptide N-acetylgalactosaminyltransferase 2. Gene Ontology annotation, biological process: protein O-linked glycosylation. Gene Ontology annotation, molecular function: polypeptide N-acetylgalactosaminyltransferase activity. Lineage: Eukaryota; Metazoa; Arthropoda; Insecta; Hymenoptera; Formicidae. Gene Ontology annotation, cellular component: Golgi apparatus. The record is from RefSeq and is a predicted model, not a curated record.